This is a messenger RNA of Rotaria socialis, 1182 nucleotides long. The record is from the annotation of a GenBank genome assembly. NCBI's taxonomy places the organism in Eukaryota, Metazoa, Rotifera, Eurotatoria, Philodinida, Philodinidae.
AUGGAAAAUGUUUUUCUGAGAAUUUUAUUCGUGCUAACUAAUGCUGCUAUAUUUAUUGGAACAAUUGUACUUAAUGUAUUGGCAAUUGUUUAUAUUCGUUCGAGACGAGACAAAACAUCAAUUGCUAUACUUGUUGUUAAUUUGGCAAUUGCAGACAUGAUUCAUGCAAUGGGUAUUAUCUUUUUCAGUAGUAAUUUACUUACACCGAGUUGGAUAUUUGGAGAAUUUGGUUGUAAAUUUAGUUUAACUAUCGAUGUUCUUUGUACAGUGGUUAUUGUCUAUACAGUGGCAGCGUUAAGUGUGGAACGCUAUAUUGAUGCUCGUUCAAAAUUAGCAACAAAAUUUCGUCUAGUAAUUACCUUUAUAUCCCUAUUGGUUAUAUGGACAGUUGGUUUACUAUUACCCUAUCCAUUUAUUUUUUAUACAUAUCUUUAUGAUCAAGCUAAUAGUACAAAUAAGAAUGCCACAACAUUAACACCAAUAUUAACAUGCCGUUCAGUUCUAUCUGAACGUGCUUUAUUGAUCUAUGAAAUAACUUUAUACAUAAUUGCUUUUAUUAUCCCAUAUUCAAUAAUUGUUUUAUUUUCCUUGAAAUUACUUCGAUUUUUACAUCAAUGGUUGAAUCGUAAACGAAAAUUAACGCGUGCAAUGAUAACAAAAAGACGAACACGAGGCGUUAAACUUGUACUAUGCAUUGUUCUAUCAUUUUUAAUAUGUUAUACACCAUUUUGGAUAUUUAAAUUUUAUACAAGUUUUCUCCUGGACGAAACAAUACGACGUCGACCGCUAUUAAAACGUUUUCUUAAAUAUGCACAUCAACUUGUUGUGUUACUUAGUCAUAUUGAAGGCAUACUUAAUCCAUUAUUUUUUAUUGUGUUAACUGAACAUUUUUGUGUCACAUUUUCGAAACAUCGACAAAAAACUAUGAAUUAUUUUGGAACGCGAUCAUCGCUAACACCACAUCCUAGCGGAAGAAAACUGUCGACUGUAAAUGGUCAAACUUCAACGCGUAGGAUCACAAUAACAGCAGCAAAUACUGAAAUUAAUGUUCUUGUAGCAUCACAUCCAAAUCUUUUUGAAGGAAAUGAAACGAUGCACAGUAAUGCUGGAUUUCAGAUGUUGGCAAGAGACGGACAAUCAUACGCAAAAAAUGCUUUCCAAAACUCAUCUGAGAUUAUAUGA